AUGACUUUGGAGGUAUGGCCACGAAAUUACUCAUCUGUGGCGGAGGGUCAUAACCAUGAAAUAUGGAGAGGGGAAGGGGGUUGGAGUACUAGAGUUUGUAGAAGGGCUCCUGGUUAUGGUUUAUGGCGGAGUAUUAGUGAAGGAUGGGAAAGUUUUUCUAAGUAUUUGUCUUUUGUGGUGGGGGAUGGUUCUCAUAUUCUUUUUUGGCAUGAUAAGUGGACUGGGGAUAAUUCUCUUAAAACUCUUUAUCCUCAUUAUUUAUGUGUUCAGCCAAUAAGAAAAGCUUGUAUUUCUGAAGUGUUAAGUCCUCCAAUUGGUGAUAAUGAUAGAGUGUGGAGUUUAAGAUUUUAUAGGGAAUUCAAUGAUUGGGAGUUAGCAGCUUCCUACUCCCUGCUUCAUUUCAUCCAAUCUCGGAUUCUUAUGGGUGGAAGUUGUGACAAUCUUUGUUGGUGUCUUAAUGGAAGUGGGAAGUUUGACAUUCGGUCUUUUUAUCAUAAGAUUCGAAAUGCAACUCCUUCUACUUUGCCUUGGAAGGGCAUUUGGAAAGUUAAGGUUCCUAAAAGAGUGGCAUUCUUAAUGUGGACAACAACUCAUGGUCAGAUUCUAACUUUGGAUAAUCUUAUACUUCAUGGUUACUCUUUGGCGAAUAGUUGUUGUAUGUGCUGUUGUAAUGAAGAAUCUAUGGAUCACCUGCUAAUUUUUUGCUCGGUAGCUCAUUCUUUAUGGAUGUAUAUGAUUCGGUUGUUUGGGAUCAAUUGGGUCAUGCCAGGUUCAGUUGCGGACUUAUUAUUUUGUUGGUAUCAUUUGCUUGGGAAGCAUAAUUUUGAUAUUUGGAAUUUGGUUCCAGACUCUUUAAUGUGGACUAUUUGGACUGAAUGA
Quercus robur (English oak) is the source of this 879-nucleotide messenger RNA. RefSeq lists its product as uncharacterized. Bases 1 to 879 code for a protein of 292 amino acids. The transcript has a single exon. NCBI's taxonomy places the organism in Eukaryota, Viridiplantae, Streptophyta, Magnoliopsida, Fagales, Fagaceae. The record is from RefSeq and is a predicted model, not a curated record.